Messenger RNA from Rotaria sp. Silwood1, 795 nucleotides. The record is from the annotation of a GenBank genome assembly. NCBI's taxonomy places the organism in Eukaryota, Metazoa, Rotifera, Eurotatoria, Philodinida, Philodinidae.
AUGCUAUGUUUCUUUGAUGAAUACGGUAAAUGUAUUGAUGAUGGAGCCAUUAAUAAUCUUUGCAAACCAGAUUAUGAAAAUCAAAUUAUAAAUCUGUUUUGUUCAACAACCAAAUGGCAACAAAUAAAUCUUUGGUUAAAAACGCUCGCACAUAUAAAUGAACCUUCAGUUAAUGAUUAUACAUUUUUCAUGCGAGAAAAGAAAAUAAUCAUUGAUGAAAAUCAAAUUCUCUCAUCGAUAACAGAUCAAACAGAAUCAAUAAUAAUCGAUAUUAUUGAUCGAAAUACUUGGAGUAAAGUUAUUUUAACCUUUGAGAUCAAUAAUCAAACUAUAUCCGUAUUAACAUCAAUGAAGAUAUAUUCUUUAUUAAAUAACGAAAAUAUUCUUAAACAAUUAAAUUUAACUGAUGUAUCUUCUGAUGAUUGUAUUCUUGUCUUGAGAGAAGCAAAUGAAAUUAUUUUAACAAAAGAUUAUCAUCAAAAACCUAUCGGUAAUUAUUCAAUUGUUAACAAUGAACUAAUUCAUUUUCAAAUAUCAAUCUCAGUUCAAAUAACAAAAUAUGACAAUAAAGAACCAAUUAGAAUACCUUUAUCAAAUAGAAAUAUAACAGUUGAACAAUUGUUAAAUUCAACAGAAAAAUCAAUCGAUGUUUACAAAUAUUUGGCUACAAAUGACACGAAAAGAAUUGUUAAUUCUAAUGAAAUACUUUCAAAUUUAAAUAAAACAAAAUUUAUUCUUGUUAAAGAAAAUGAAACUUGUCUUCCAUCGGUUAAGAAAUCUAAUAAUUUACAAUAA